AUGGCAAAGUCAUUAAUUGGCAAGAUAACGUUGAUUUCUACUGUAAUUCAAGCUGUGGUGAUUACGGUUCUCGAGAGUCUUGUUGUCUACUAUCAUCUCACCUUUGUGUCACACUACACUUUGGAUAAUGUUGGCCAAGGGAUAUCGGAAUCGGACGUGAUUUAUCAUCUCAUAUUUCUCAUAUCACUUAUAUUUCAAAUAUUAUUGUGUGUAGAUGCAUUGGCAAAUCGUAAUUCAAUUCAACUAAUAGCGUUGGUGAUAUUCAAUCUGCUCACACUGUCAUAUGCUGGAGUACAACUUUACCAGCACAGGAUUCUUGAGGAUCAAGGAACCGAAAAUUCACCUUACAUCCCUUCAACCGAUUUCCCUACGUCGGAUUCAGCAAAAAAUUACUUUGAGUCAAAGAUGAGACCUCUGGAGUAUGUCAUCAUCGGAAUCGUUUCGUUUUUCUCAAUAUAUUUGUCAGCAUUGGUUUAUAAAUUAUAUAUAGAAUUUGGGUGGGAAAACUACUUAGCGUACUCAGCUGACAUCAAGGUCCGAGACGCAUUGAUAUCCCUCUCAAUCUUACAAACUCUCAUUAAAAUGGACAUGUUUGCCGUGGGCUCUUACGCCAUCCAGUUGAUUCCCUCUCAGAAAAUGGGAUAUUCUAAAUCGAUCUAUGAAACCGUUCUUAUAUUCUUUAUUGGCACCAUCUUGAUGUUAAUGGCUUGGUUUUCCGUCACGAGAGAAAUGAAAUAUCUUCUUUUGUCCGUGAUUAAUAUUUCAUGUCUGUCACUCAUCUACCUGGUUUACAGAUUGAUAAAAGUUAAUGUAUCCUAUUCGAAUAAUGCUUGGGAUCCAUAUAGAUUUACUCGUCGUUUCUUGACAUUCUUUUUGGCAACCACGCUUGUACUGAUGAUUGCAACGAUAUUCUAUGGGAUCAUUUGUUUUAGAAAUAUGGUGAAAGGUAUUUACGUGCUCACAGUGUAUGGUGCUAAAACUGUGACCUCGGAUGGUGGGAGGAGAGCUACCUUGAUCUUGCAGAACCAGUCGCGGCCCGAAAAAGAAGAAAUCGAUUAA
This is a messenger RNA of Acaulospora morrowiae, 1059 nucleotides long. Lineage: Eukaryota; Fungi; Glomeromycota; Glomeromycetes; Diversisporales; Acaulosporaceae. The record is from the annotation of a GenBank genome assembly.